AUGUUCAACUGUGUUUUUAUGCUAUUAAGCAUUUGGCUCAUUGUAAUCAAUACAUGUACUGGAAUAUCUAGUCCUAUUCAACCAUUUACUACUUAUAAGCAUUCAACGACAUUACAACAAGAUAUAGCUGAUCUUUGGUGGACAGUAGAUGAUGCUGAACAGGAGAUUAUGUUUGAAUUACACAUUAAAAGUACAGGUUGGAUUGCAUUGGGUAUCAGUCCAGCUGGUGGUAUGAAAGGUGCUGAUAUUGCUGUUGGAUGGGUUGACUCUUCUGGCAACGUUUUUCUUCAAGAUCGAUAUGCAACAAGUAAUACAAGGCCAGUGCUCGAUAAUACAACACAAGAUUGGUUUCUUCUUCAAGGCCGUGAAAAAGAUGGAUGGACAGCUAUUCAAUUUAAACGUUUGCUAGACACUUGUGAUUUAAUGGACUUACCAAUAAAAUCUGGUACCAAUACUCUUAUUUUCGCUUAUGGUCUUGUUGAUCUCGAUCCAAAUCGACCAGAAAUUGAUAUUACAUAUCACAACACUCGUCGAAAUACACGAAUUCUUCCACUUCGUUCUUAUGCUGAUCCACCUUCAGAUGAUAAAUUCAUUGGACUUGAUACAUUCGAGUUUCGUUUGAAUAACUAUCUUGUACCGUCAACUGACACUACCUAUCAUUGUAAGAUAUACAAAGCGCCAAGUGGAUAUCCAUUGAAACGUCAUGCAAUUGCUCAUAAAAUAUUAAUCGAUCCACGAAAUGUUGAUCUUGUUCAUCAUUUGGACUUGUAUGAAUGUGAUCCUAUGGCUAUGUUCAAUGAUGAUAAAUUACCGGAUGGCUUAUGUGAUGAAAUAGCCAAUGAAAUAAAAUUAUGUGCAGCAAAUAUGGCUACUGUAUGGGCUGUUGGUGGUGAUGUUCUGAGAGAAUUUCCUGAGGAAGCUGGUUAUGGUAUUGGAGGAGAUUAUGAAACAAAAUAUUAUAUGAUUCAAAUGCAUUAUGAUAAUCCACGAUUAGAUUUAAAUCGUCGUGAUAGUACAGGAAUUCGAUUUUAUCUUGGCAAUGAACUUCGAAAAUAUGAUCUAGGGUUUUUAACAGUAGGCACUGGGUCUAGUCCAACUGCUCUAGCUAUACCACCAAGAGUUGAACGAUUCGUAAUCAAUUCUUAUUGUCCUUCUGAAGCUACUCGCAAUAUUCCUAAAUCGGGUAUUAAUGUUGUUUUUGCAUUACCACAUACACAUCUACAAGCAAUUCAAUAUGUAUUUAAUAGUGAACAAUAUGAUUUUAAUUAUCAAUAUCAAAGUCGAUUACCAAAAUCAAUCAAACUCUAUCCGGGAGAUUCCUUUGCUACGCAAUGUGUUUAUAAUACAAUGAAUAAAAAUAAAACUACUGUAGGUGGUGAAAGUACAAGAGAUGAAAUGUGCUUACAUAUGUUUACUUAUUAUCCUCGUAUGAAUGAUUUAUACGGAUGUGUAACAUUUAAUGAUAAUUCAGCAUGGAAAGAUAUUAUGAAUACAUCUUCAUCAGUUAAUGAUGAACAAUUAAAGAAAUGGCUUUUAAGUCGAACAUGGACAUCUGAAUCGAUUAUUCAAUGGCAAAAUUUUUAUGAUAGAGCUUCCAAAGUUGUUAUGUAUGGUAGAUCGGGACAUUUUAAUUCUCAGAUUCUUCCGAUUUUACCGACAUAUAAAGAUCUUAAACAUGAAACAUGUAAUCGUCAAUGA
This is a messenger RNA of Rotaria sp. Silwood1, 1698 nucleotides long. Lineage: Eukaryota; Metazoa; Rotifera; Eurotatoria; Philodinida; Philodinidae. The record is from the annotation of a GenBank genome assembly.